This is a messenger RNA of Yamadazyma jaroonii, 618 nucleotides long. NCBI's taxonomy places the organism in Eukaryota, Fungi, Ascomycota, Pichiomycetes, Serinales, Debaryomycetaceae. The record is from the annotation of a GenBank genome assembly.
AUGAAACCUUCACCAUAUAAAGCUACAUUGAAAUCAAUUGAACCAUUGGUUCAAGGGAAAUGGAUCCAAACCCGUAAAAUCAAUUAUGAAGAUCCUAAUGGUAAUGCAAGGGUUUGGGAAAUGGCUGUUAGAACCACUAGAACUGAGACUACUAAUACCGAUGCGGUAUCUAUAUUAGCUACUUUAAGACAUCCACAAAAAAUACCUGAAAUUGUUCUUACCAAACAAUUUAGACCUCCAACUGGUAAAGUUGUGAUUGAAUUACCUGCUGGAUUAAUUGACCCUAAAGAAUCUAUUGAAUCCACUGCCAUUAGAGAAUUGAUUGAAGAAACAGGUUACCACGGGAAAUUCAUCAAACUGUCGAUUGACGAAAUGGAAUUAUUCAGUGAUCCUGGGUUAACCAACGCUAAUAUGGCUUUAGCUUUUGUUGAUGUUGAUCUCACAGAUAGUAAGAAUGAAAACCCUGUAGCGGAAUUAGAAGAUGGUGAAUUUAUUGAAACCUUUUCAUUACCAUUGAAGAAUUUAUUAGAAGAUUUGAAAGGUUUAUGUAAAAGAGAAGGAUGUGUUAUUGACGCCAGAUUGUAUCAUUACGCAGUAGGAUUAUCCAUGUCUAGCUGA